Molecule: messenger RNA, 1334 nt
Organism: Rhincodon typus (whale shark)
Lineage: Eukaryota; Metazoa; Chordata; Chondrichthyes; Orectolobiformes; Rhincodontidae
Product: PAX3- and PAX7-binding protein 1-like
Exons: 6
Coding region: 4-849 (281 amino acids)
Biological process (GO): mRNA splicing, via spliceosome; positive regulation of transcription by RNA polymerase II
Cellular component (GO): nucleus
Molecular function (GO): DNA binding
Source: RefSeq, a predicted model, not a curated record
UGCAUGAGAAGUAUAAUGUUGAUAUUAACAUCGCACUUGGUUUCAGUCCUUAUCCAUAAUCAAAAUAAUUGUGCACCUUUCAAACAAUUUUUAUUGAGUCUAAAUAGUAGAAUACCAGAAAAUCUCAAGCAGGAAAAAAAUGUUUUUUUAAUCCUCAUCCUAGGUCUAGCAGAAAAUGUUUGGGAUCCUCUGUCAUCGUCUCAGACAUCCAGACUAGUCAAAUUAAUACUGAAGUUAGUUGAAGGAUAUCCUUCAGUUGUAAAUGGAGAAAAUAAAUACACGCAGACUUUACUAAAGACCAUCAUCUUGAGAAUCAGGAAAGCAGUGGAUGAAGAUGUUUUUGUACCACUUUAUCCAAAGAGUGUGCUGGAAAACAAGAACUCAGGACCCUACCUGUUUUUUCAGCGACAGUUUUGGUCAGCACUUAAGUUUUUGGAUAACAUCUUGCAGUGGACUGGCAUAAUCUCACAUCGAACAUUGCAAGAGCUAACUGUGGACAGUCUUUUAAAUCGCUACAUUCUUCUCGCUCUUCAGAACUCCGAUCCUGGAGAUGACAGCCUGAAGAAAUGUCAGAGUCUCAUCACCUGUUUACCAAAACAAUGGUUUGUCAACCUAAAAGGAGACAAGAGUAUCCCACAGCUGGAAAAUUUCUGCUGUUACCUUGUUCAUUUGGCCGAUACCAUAUACAGGCUAAGCCUUGGCUGUUCUGAUGUAGAAAAACGUACGGCAAGGGAGAAUAUCAAGCAAGUGAUCAAAAUUCUGGCCAUCAUCCAUGCUUUGGACCAUGCAACAGCUGUAGCAAAUGAAUAUGGAGUGAAAGACAUCAAGGCAUUACUUGAUGGGAAAUGAGACUGUGGGACAGAAACAUGAACAUUCCUGCCAUUUGUAUGAUUUUGUACAUAUGUACAGAUGUUUCGUAAAAAAGAUUGAUGGCGUUGUUAAUAACGUUUGUUAUUUAAUAUUUUCCAUCCCUUGUGCUCAAAGGUACAACUAAACUGAAAAACACUCUCUUUCAGCCAGCAUCCUUUACGCAACAAACUGGGAAUGUAAUUUUUUAAAUCCAACCGGGGUUUCUACCUUUUGAAUAUCCACUGACUUCUCUUUAUCAGAAGCAACUGAAUUUGCAAGAUUUUAGUUGUUCUCGUCCAAAUAACUAUGGACUAUAACCGGAGAAGAUUACAUCAAUAUACUGGGAACAAACUGUGAAAAUACAAGUCCAACCUGCAGAUAAAGUUUAAACUCAUUGGGUUGCAUUUGUUUAAUUUAGGAAAAGAUGAAUGACAUUUGUUUUAUCGUUUUAAGAACAUAAUAAAAUAAACUGACCAUUCACUGUG